GCAACUAUCAAAUUGGCCUCGUUGACGACAAAUUAAUGCAUAUUCAGCCUCCGGUUUUCGGGCCACGUAUAGCUGCGACGAACUGACGGCGUUGUCGACAAAGAAGUAAGGAGGAACUGCAAGCUUAAUCACGGUUGAGCCUAUUUUUCAUGCUUUUGUGGGCGUCUUCCUUUCAUCUCAUACCAAGAAGGGGGCCAACAGAUGGAGUAGCAGACUGUAGUAUUAAAGUUACAAACAGGGAUAAGGGGCCUCAGUAUAAGGCCACUCAACGUUUCGAUACGAGGACCUAUCUUCGUCAAAGGCGGCUUCGUCAUCCUCGGCAGGUCCGUUUUAACAGGUGUGUAACGUCAUGACAUUCAGGAGCUUACUGGCAACUUGUCUUCUUCUCACAAGUCUGUUUCUUGCAGGGGCGCAGCAAAUUCGAGACAGACGACGACCGUUCUUCAUUAUCGGCCACAUGGCCAACACUAUGGAAGAAGUGAAUGCGUUCUUAAAAGACGGUGCCAAUGCCGUUGAGGUGGACACUGAGUUUGCCGAUAACGGCACCGUGCUCGGGACAUACCAUGAAACCUUUCCUUGCGAAUGUUUUCGGGUCUGCGGCAAGCGAGAAAAAAUCAAAACGUUCCUAUCGCACAUCCGCGACAUUACUGGCACGCCAAGCUCGCCGUACGCCGGAAAAAUGAUACUUUUAUUCCUCGACUUGAAGACCUCCAAGCUUCCCGCCUCCUCCAAGUUCACGGCCGGACUGACCCUUGCUGAAAAUCUUGUCCACCAUCUCUGGUAUGGCGUGUCUAAAACAUACCGUAUGAACGUCUUGCUUUCCAUCGGAUAUGUUGAAGACAAAGAAGUUCUGAGAGGAGCCAUUAAGUAUUUGAAGCAGAAGGAAUAUUCCGAUUUUUUGCACAAUGUUGGUUACGACGUCGGUAUGAACGGCGAUCUAAAGAGCAUCAAGCGCAUGUACGGCAAGUUGGGCAUCAGACGUCACCAGUGGCAAGGUGACGGUCUCAUGAACUGCUUUCGAUUCCUGAUACCAGAACACAGGCUGAUAGAGGCAAUCAGGCAACGCGAUAGGCCGGGCGGUUAUAUCGACAAGGUGUACUACUGGACCGUCGACUUGCCGCCCUAUAUAGCGAAUGCUAUCAGGGUUGGAAUUGAUGGCAUCAUUACCAACAAGCCUUACAACGUACGUGACGUUGUGGUAAACGAGUUUGCAAAUCAACUGAGGGUCGCCGGUGCAGGUGACAACCCAUGGAAAAAAUUUCGGAGACCUCGGAAGGAGGCAAACAACGAGGUAGAUGUUUACACCGACAUACAGGAAGAAGAGUACAUCAAGAAUCUGUUACCAGAGUCCACCAACAUGCGGCCUCGUUGAUCACAAACUGUUUUCUCUGUUAUACAUUUGCACCCCUCACGGGGUAAAAUUUUAUGUUACUUGCGAACUGUCGACGCACGCUGCAAUUUUCCGAUUUACAAUCGUCGGGUUGUGCCCAAACUUUAUUUGCGCAAACAAAAUAUUCACAACAAAGAUAAAUUUACAUUCAAAUUGCAACAUAUAAGGACUGAUGAGGAUCGUUUAGCUAAUCUUAUUUGUAUCUUGUUGAGAACAAAUGCGCAACUUCUGACCCUUAUCAGGCGGUGAAACCAGCUAAGCGCAGUAACAUGUACAUAGAGAAAUGUUCUUUUAAUUCGCUUUUGUAUGCCAAGCAUACUACUUUCAGCGAAGCUAAGACAACUCCGUGAAAAGGCGAGUUAAAAAAAUUCAGCAAGGUGCCUGUGUUGCAACAGCCACGGAAACCACCUCAGUUUUUGUGGCGAAAGCAUAAUCUGGCUAUGAACUCUCGGCCUGCGGGAACUUAUACGCAGUGCAAGUUGGAAGACAUAUUCACGAAAGCGUUUUUAAUGAGAAAAGCUUUCACUGAACGGUAACUAUGCAAACCAUAGUCUAAGCACGAGUAUGCUCUCGAUACAUAUACAUAGCUUAAAUAAAAUAGAUUUGUAGUACAUAGAUAUUUGCAGCAAUGACAAUAUAUCAUGUUGCCAUACUGAAAAAAAAAACGGCAUAUUGUGACUGCUGCAAUUAUCUGCAUUCCGAUGGAGGAGAAAUGCAAGAACGCUACUCAACUUACAGUAUUCCGGAGUCCCUCGCUACGACGUACCUCAGUCAUCAGUCAUAAUAUGGUUUCGGCACGUAAAACCACAGAAUAUUUUUCAAACUAAAGAACAACUAUGUAAUGCUGUUGUCUCCCUCUUGUAGAGUAUGACGAAGCUCAAAACAAGCAAGUGCAAAGAAUUAACAUUUGUAUAUAAGAAAGCAACUUUUUAACAAAAGAAAAACAAGAAAAUGCACAUCAGCCAGCUCGAGUUGCCGCCUUAGUCAACAUCAACGUUAGCUCCACUGGCCGAGCAAGCACUCGAUAUCGGAUGUGUACGUAAGACAAAGCAACAGGUUGGCACGCUGACAAAAUACGGCCCUGUUGAACUUAAAGCAUCUCGGUGAUCUUUUUUGCGCUGCUUCGCGAGCCCAACAAUUCAGGUAAUAUUUGCCGAGCAAAGCUUAUCUCGCGGCACUAGUAAACCGAAAGGUAAGCAUUUUCCGGCAUAUCUCAGUUAGUCAAUAAAAUAAAAUGUGCUGUUGUCAAAGAGGCAUUUAUUAUUUAUAUAGUCACCCUAUUUGAAGAGGUAAAAAGAUAUGCGACCACGAUAUAUUCGCUCAGAUUCACGACAUCUAUACUUUUCAGUGCCUAUACGGCACGUAGGCUUUCGGGUUCCACACAUUUCCAUUCAGCGGAAAAGAUUUUAACUGUGCUACGCAACCGCAGACUGACACGCCCACAAGAUGGUCUUCUGCGAUAGAAAAUGUCGACAAGAUGUGCAAACGAGGUAUUUUGCAGUUCGCAAAAUGCACUGUUUUUCUAUAUACAUUAAGAAAAGUACUUUCUCAGUUAGAAUUGCAGGGCACCCAUUAAAGGAAUAGCAAAGUAUUUCGUUACACAGUUUGGAAAUAGCUGUCUCACAACUGGAGUAAGCCUCGGAAAUCCUUAUCAGAUGAUCAGCCUUACGACUCCGCCGGCUGCAAUUUAUAUAUUAAAAUAUGGGCCCUAAUGUUAUUUGGUCAAAAUUAUUUAUUUAAAUUCGCUAUUUGUCAAUAAUAAUUUUAAUUUAUUCUGAAAUAGUCUCAAUAAAUAAUCCGGUUCUAUGAGUUGGCUAGUGUUGUCUGCCAC
Molecule: messenger RNA, 3221 nt
Organism: Dermacentor silvarum
Lineage: Eukaryota; Metazoa; Arthropoda; Arachnida; Ixodida; Ixodidae
Product: dermonecrotic toxin SPH
Exons: 8
Coding region: 350-1372 (340 amino acids)
Biological process (GO): lipid metabolic process
Molecular function (GO): phosphoric diester hydrolase activity
Source: RefSeq, a predicted model, not a curated record